GUUCGAGCUAGAAGCGAUCCUUUCAUUCCAGUUCCAGCAGCGAUUGAUCGGCAAUUCGAAAUUGUUGAGCAGAGCAAGAUCAACUAAGCAGCAAAAAAUGGCGGCGCCGGACGUGCAGAUGGCGGCGGCGGAGACGGAGACGUUCGCCUUCCAGGCCGAGAUCAACCAGCUGCUCUCCCUCAUCAUCAACACCUUCUACUCCAACAAGGAGAUCUUCCUCCGCGAGCUCAUCUCCAAUGCAUCUGACGCGCUGGACAAGAUCCGGUUCGAGAGCCUCACCGACAAGAGCAAGCUGGACGCGCAGCCGGAGCUGUUCAUCCGCCUCGUCCCCGACAAACCCACCAAGACGCUCUCCAUCAUCGACAGCGGCGUCGGCAUGACCAAGUCCGACCUCGUCAACAACCUCGGCACCAUCGCGCGCUCCGGCACCAAGGAGUUCAUGGAGGCGCUCCAGGCCGGUGCCGACGUCAGCAUGAUCGGCCAGUUCGGCGUCGGCUUCUACUCCGCCUACCUUGUCGCCGACAGGGUCGUCGUCACCACCAAGCACAACGACGACGAGCAGUACGUCUGGGAGUCGCAGGCCGGCGGCUCCUUCACCGUCUCGCUCGACACCAACGGCGACCGCCUCGGCCGCGGCACCAAGAUCACCCUCUUCCUCAAGGACGACCAGCUAGAGUACCUGGAGGAGCGCCGCCUCAAGGACCUCAUCAAGAAGCACUCCGAGUUCAUCAGCUACCCCAUCUACCUAUGGACCGAGAAGACCACGGAGAAGGAGAUCAGCGACGACGAGGACGACGGCGACGACAAGUCCAAGUCCAAGGGCAAGGAGAAGGAAGGCGACAUCGAGGAGGUGGACGACGACGAGGAGGCGGUCUCCAAGAAGAAGAAGAAGAAGGUGAAGGAGGUGAGCCAUGAGUGGGUGCAGAUCAACAAGCAGAAGCCCAUCUGGCUGAGGAAGCCGGAGGAGAUCAGCCGGGAGGAGUACGCCUCCUUCUACAAGAGCCUGACCAACGACUGGGAGGAACACCUCGCCGUGAAGCACUUCUCCGUGGAGGGGCAGCUGGAGUUCAAGGCCAUCCUGUUCGUGCCCCGCCGCGCGCCGUUCGACCUGUUCGACACCCGCAAGAAGAUGAACAACAUCAAGCUCUACGUGCGCCGCGUAUUCAUCAUGGACAACUGCGAGGAGCUCAUCCCGGAGUGGCUCGGCUUCGUCAAGGGCGUCGUCGACUCCGACGACCUCCCGCUCAACAUCUCCCGCGAGAUGCUGCAGCAGAACAAGAUCCUCAAGGUCAUCCGCAAGAACCUCGUCAAGAAGUGCAUCGAGCUCUUCUUCGAGAUCGCCGAGAACAAGGAGGACUACGCCAAGUUCUACGAGGCGUUCUCCAAGAACCUCAAGCUGGGCAUCCACGAGGACUCGCAGAACCGCGCCAAGCUCGCCGACCUCCUCCGCUACCACUCCACCAAGUCCGGCGACGAGCUCACCAGCCUCAAGGACUACGUCACCCGCAUGAAGGAGGGGCAGAAGGACAUCUACUACAUCACCGGCGAGAGCCGGAAGGCGGUGGAGAACUCGCCGUUCCUGGAGCGGCUCAAGAAGAAGGGCUACGAGGUGCUGUUCAUGGUGGACGCCAUCGACGAGUACGCCGUCGGGCAGCUCAAGGAGUACGACGGCAAGAAGCUGGUGUCGGCGACCAAGGAGGGGCUGAAGCUGGACGAGGACACGGAGGAGGAGAAGAAGCGGCGCGAGGAGAAGAGGAGGUCGUUCGAGUCGCUGUGCAAGGUGAUGAAGGACAUCCUCGGCGACCGCGUGGAGAAGGUGGUGGUGUCGGACCGCAUCGUGGACUCGCCGUGCUGCCUGGUGACCGGCGAGUACGGGUGGACGGCGAACAUGGAGCGGAUCAUGAAGGCGCAGGCACUGCGGGACAGCAGCAUGGGCGCGUACAUGUCGAGCAAGAAGACGAUGGAGAUCAACCCGGAGAACGGGAUCAUGGAGGAGCUCCGGAGGCGCGCGGAGGCCGACCCCAACGACAAGUCCGUCAGGGACCUCGUCCUCCUCCUCUUCGAGACGGCGCUGCUCACCUCCGGCUUCAGCCUCGACGACCCCAACACCUUCGCCGCCAGGAUCCACCGCAUGCUCAAGCUCGGCCUCAGCAUCGACGACGACGAUGCCUCCGCGGCCGACGACGACGCCGACAUGCCGGCGCUCGACGAUGCCGCCGCCGAGGAGAGCAAGAUGGAGGAGGUGGAUUAAUUGAGCUACAUACUGACUGCUUCGAUCGAAAAGAGAUGGCAUGGUGCAAUGCAAUGCAGUGUGUUGUUGCGUCACUAGUGUGUGCAUUACGUGUGUCCAUGGGUCAGGUGUGUGGUCGCAUUUGGGUUACUUUACUGUUUGAUUGUUUGAGGUCACAGUAUUACUCUAUAUGUACUAGUAUCAUAGUAUAACCAAUAUUACUACUUGUCCGGAAGUGAGAUGAUGAAUCAAAUGGUUCUUCAUAAGUCAGUUUAAGGUUGCUUCUCCAUUUUGACAUCCAUGGG
This is a messenger RNA of Oryza brachyantha (malo sina), 2535 nucleotides long. RefSeq names its product heat shock protein 83. NCBI's taxonomy places the organism in Eukaryota, Viridiplantae, Streptophyta, Magnoliopsida, Poales, Poaceae. Gene Ontology annotation, cellular component: protein-containing complex; cytosol; perinuclear region of cytoplasm. The transcript is spliced from 2 exons. The record is from RefSeq and is a predicted model, not a curated record. Gene Ontology annotation, molecular function: ATP hydrolysis activity; ATP binding; ATP-dependent protein folding chaperone. Gene Ontology annotation, biological process: protein folding; cellular response to heat; protein stabilization. The coding region runs from base 98 to 2251 and encodes 717 amino acids.